GGUGGCUCGCUCCUCCUGGCUGCUCCGCCGCGCCAACCGGGACCGCGCGGCCGUGGACCCAGGGGGAAAGAGAUCGGUGCUGGGAGAAAGAGUCACACUUGUCUAGGCCCGGUAGUGCGGCGGUUGGGCUCGGGAGGUGAAGGUCAACUCUCCGCGGCUUAUUGUGUGGGGGGUGACUGGAUGGGCUGUCGGGGCAUGAGACGCCGGAGGUCCGGUCCUGAAGGAGAGGAAACACACCUGGGUCACACCGCCGUCGCAGAAGCCUGGAGAACACAGGAGCCUCCGUCGCAGAAGCCUGGAGAACAGGGCCUGGUUGCUCUAAUAACCGGAGGAGCCUCUGGUCUAGGUCUGGCCACAGCAGAGCGACUGGUGGGGCAAGGGGCCACUGCUGUGCUUCUGGACCUGCCCGACUCUGAUGGGGAGGUCCAAGCCAAGAAGUUAGGGAAGAGCUGCGCCUUUGCCCCAGCUGAUGUGACCUCAGAGAAGGAUGUGCAAGCAGCCCUGACUCUAGCAAAAGAAAAAUUUGGCCGUGUGGAUGUGGCAGUCAACUGUGCAGGCAUUGCAGUGGCCAUAAAGACAUACAACUUAAAGAAGAAUCAGGCCCAUUCCUUGGAGGACUUCCAGCGAGUUCUCAAUGUGAAUCUCCUCGGCACCUUCAACGUGAUCCGCCUGGUGGCCAGUGAGAUGGGCCAGAAUGAGCCAGACCAGGGAGGCCAGCGUGGGGUCAUCAUCAACACUGCCAGCGUGGCUGCCUUUGAGGGCCAGGUUGGACAAGCUGCAUACUCUGCUUCCAAGGGGGGCAUAGUGGGCAUGACCCUGCCCAUUGCUCGGGAUCUGGCUCCCAUGGGCAUCCGAGUGAUGACCAUUGCUCCAGGCCUAUUUGGCACCCCGCUGCUCACCAGCCUCCCAGAAAAAGUGCGCAACUUCUUAGCCAGCCAGGUGCCCUUCCCCAGCCGACUGGGUGAUCCCGCUGAGUAUGCUCAUCUGGUACAAGCCAUCAUCGAGAACCCAUUCAUCAAUGGAGAGGUCAUCCGGCUGGAUGGGGCCAUCCGCAUGCAGCCUUGAAGGGAGAGGGCAGAGAAAACACAUGCUCUUCUCUCCCUGCUUCCCUUGGAGUACUUUACUGCAGCCUGGGAGGAAGUCCCACAGCCAUCUUGUAACUCUGCCCAGUAGUCACACUCUGUGCCUAAUAAAGUCUCUGUUUCUCA
Molecule: messenger RNA, 1208 nt
Organism: Neomonachus schauinslandi (Hawaiian monk seal)
Lineage: Eukaryota; Metazoa; Chordata; Mammalia; Carnivora; Phocidae
Gene: HSD17B10
Product: hydroxysteroid 17-beta dehydrogenase 10
Exons: 6
Coding region: 181-1065 (294 amino acids)
Biological process (GO): androgen metabolic process; estrogen metabolic process; fatty acid metabolic process
Cellular component (GO): mitochondrion
Molecular function (GO): estradiol 17-beta-dehydrogenase [NAD(P)+] activity
Source: RefSeq, a predicted model, not a curated record